AUGACAUCCUCGUUGCCCUGGUUCCGCGAGGGCACCGACCCUGGAACUAUUAUCACCCUUGAUGAACCCCUCUCUUCCCGGUGGAAAAUUAUUUCGAAGCUGAAUGAGUAUGACGAUCAGGCCACCGUGGAGCAAAAUAAGGCAUAUGGAUUCCGUUCUUUCGCCUCGGCUAAAUUUCUAUGUUGUGAUCCUCAACGACAUGCAACGAAAGCCUUUAUGCGAGUCUACAUUCAAGUUCCCCAUCGAACAACUGAAAUGGAUGAUGCGGACACCAGAGGCCAGCAAGCCACGUCAUGGACCCCGCAAGAAUUAGUUUCCCUGCUUGAUCUAACUGAAAAGGGCUUAAAUAUCACACCAAAGCUCCUCGGAUACAAGACCAGCACUCAGGAUCGCUCAGGGCUAGUUCCGGGUGGGUUCAUCAUAUGGCUUGUUUGGGAAAUUGUUCCGGGGCUACGCCUUGGCGAUCGUAACGGCGCUGGUCCAUUUUGGGGUCUUCAAAGCUAUGAAAGAGAGCAAGUCCGUGUAUCCUUUCUUAACGCUCUUGUCAAGCUGAAGGAGCAUGGGUGGUACCCGAGCGUGGCUAGGGCAAGAAGUCUUGUUUGGCACCGAGAGACUCAAACACUCUACUUCGUCGGUCGCUUCAGCAAGACCAUGGAGGGUGAACCCAGACGUUUGGCUGAGCCUGCCCAACGGAUCGCGACUUUUGAGCUUGCUUUACCGGACGUUCCAGUCAGAUGGAGAGACUGGGAUAAGGAUACUUCACGCUGGGAAUGGUAG
Messenger RNA from Penicillium paradoxum, 777 nucleotides. RefSeq lists its product as uncharacterized. The transcript is spliced from 4 exons. Bases 1 to 777 code for a protein of 258 amino acids. Lineage: Eukaryota; Fungi; Ascomycota; Eurotiomycetes; Eurotiales; Aspergillaceae. The record is from RefSeq and is a predicted model, not a curated record.